AUGAAACUGCAUGUUACCGUUUCAUUGGUCAUAUCAUUUGAAGUCAAUAGAGUUGAGCCAAUACAGUUGAGGAACUAUGCGACGACUGAACUGCAUUUGGUUGCAGUCAAGAAGAAUGCAUGUCGUAAAGAUUCGGGAUCUGUAAUUUCUCAGUCUAUAGUUGAUUCACUGUAUUUAGGGGAUUCGCUAACUCUCAACAAAUAUUCCAUUUUUGACAGUGUGGAAAAUGAUGAUCUAUUAGUCAGAACAGAGGAAAAUAGUCAAAACAACAACAACGUCAUAACAACAACAGUUACUGAUAUAAAUAUGAAUAAGAAACGUGAAGCCUUCAUCAUCGAUGAUGGACCUGUUCACCUUGUUACAAACAAGUUUUCUAAUCAGGUGGUACCGAGAACAAUGAUGAGAAAGUGCAUUCCAGUAGAGUGUACAAGUAGUCCAAUUGUCGAUAUAUUAGCUUCAACAGCUGUAGAUCAUCCUAAACCACCGUCAAAUUUCAAAGUGGGCAUUGGUCGUAUGAAGAAAUCUACAGCAGUACAAUGUGAUAGACGCAUAAAUUUAGUAAAAGAUAAAAGGAAAAGCAAAUUCAUUGAAUCACCAAGCCGUGAAGAAAAAAAUCAAGAUGGUGUAAAAAGUGGAAAUGAAAAGGGGAUCACGUUAUUGGAGAAAAUUAUUCGUACACAUCCUAUUUGGUAUUUGCAGCAUAUUGGGCGUUCUGCUGCUACACAUUUACUUCGCCCAAUGAACGAAGGGGCCUUUAUUGUGCGGUCAUCAUCAAAACCCAAUGCAAUGGCAUUAAGCAUUCGUUCACCUCCUGGCUUAACAUCGGAUAUUGAUCAUUAUCUCAUCGAAUCAGCUGGUCCGGAUAGAAGUGUACGUGUAGAAUCGUCGCCUUACCAAUUUAAAUCGCUUCCUUUAUUGAUUGAACAUUACUGUUUAAACGGUGAAGAACUUCAGACGAAUCUGGUUUUACCAGUUGCAGUUACACGCUGUUGCACGAGCAUGCAAUUGCAGAGUCUGGCAUUGAUGGGUCAAGGUUAG
Messenger RNA from Acanthocheilonema viteae, 1038 nucleotides. The record is from the annotation of a GenBank genome assembly. NCBI's taxonomy places the organism in Eukaryota, Metazoa, Nematoda, Chromadorea, Rhabditida, Onchocercidae.